Molecule: messenger RNA, 663 nt
Organism: Acanthosepion pharaonis
Lineage: Eukaryota; Metazoa; Mollusca; Cephalopoda; Sepiida; Sepiidae
Source: the annotation of a GenBank genome assembly
AUGUGUUCUUUCUGCGGCAAGUCAUUCGCAAAGGAAAGCAACCUGAAAUCCCACGAGACAGAGCACGAGGGACAGGUUCACUACACGUGCGCCCGCUGCCUGAAAUCCUUCACCCGUAAAGACACCCUCAAGUUGCACGUACGGCGCCAGGUAUGUUUCCGCACCCACAAGUGCAGCAGUUGUCGGAAAUCGUUCCUGACAGAGCAGGAGCUGGAUCGACACCAAGAGACGCACCUGCUGCACAAGUGCCGAUUCUGCAAGCUCUUCUUCUCCAACCUGAAGCACCUAAACCAACAUGAACGGAUGCAUACAAAUACGGGUAAGUGCAAGGGACAAAAGCGGGUGACGACUGCAAAAAGCAGCAGAAAGUUGCAGUGUCCUGUUUGCAGCCAGGUGUUUCGCAAAGGCUGGCCCUUUAGGUACCAUCUGCGCAUGCACAUGACCGAGGACGGACGGCGGUGUUGUUCUUGCGGCAAGGGCCUCAAGAGUGUGUUCAAAAACCUUGACUGUCCUGACAAGGGCAGAGAACUCCGUUGUGCAAGCUGUGACCAUCCAUAUCUGCAGCAAGCCAUCUUAAACGAGCCUGGUGCUUUUGAGUCAACCAUAAUACAAAUCCGUUGUCUUGGAGAACCUUCGGUUCUUCAGAUUUUGAUGGGAAAUUGA